CCUGGCCGGUGUGGGGGUGGGGCUUCCUGGAGGAGAGAAGUUUCGUUGGAUCGUCAUUACUGAGGAAACCGCCAUGUGUGGGGUACCUACUAGGUGUUAGGUGCUAGCCGGUCCUCUUAGAGCAAAGGGAGCUCCAGGCUCUCCUGGUGAGAUGCCGUGGCACACAGUGGGUGUUCAGCAAAUGGGUGCUUUUCAUUGCUGAGACCCUGCUUGACGCCUCGAGGGGGCUCAGCAGCCAGCCCUCCCCUGGGUCACAGGGUCUUCCGCCUCUUUCUUGGAGGGAGGGCCCCAAGAGGCCCAGGUGGGGGCAGUGGCCCAGGGUGUGGCAGGCAGGUGGCCUGUGUUCCUGGAGGGAGGGUGUGGGUCAGGUAUCUGCAGAGCCAGUCCAGUUUCCAGGACAAGGGAAGAGGCAGUGGCUUGCUAGGUGGGGGCCCUUGGACAGGAUUCUAGCUGUCUUUGGGCCUUGGUUUUCCUGUCUGUAUAGUGGGGGCUCGUGCUACCCUCACAGGGGCUCUCCUGGGCUGGUAUCACCCCAGGCCUGGCCCAUUGCAGAGAGAGUCUCCGGUGGUUAUCUGGGGAAGUAGAUAAGCUAAGACAGGGACAUGCACACGGACACGGAGAUAGAACCCCAACCAACAGGCUGCCCCGUGAAACAGGACCUUUGCAUGUGGUCCCUGGCCCAUCUGGCGGAGCCCUAGACACAAGGCUCAGUCCGGUCUGCAAUCAAGGCCUCUACUUGAUCUUUCCCAGCCAGGCAGCUUCCAGUGACUAGGAGCCUGGGCAUCUUCAUCUGGGAGGUAGAGCCGUGCCAGACCCUUGGCCCAGCGUGCGGUGGGUAGGCAGGAGUGGAGCGGCCCAUCUCAGGUCCUGACCUAGAGGCCCCUGGAGACACCUCAGAGUCCAAGGGAACCUUGGGGCACCUGGGGACGGCUGGAGCAAGCAGGGCCAUGGUGGCCAUCUUGGGGCGUUGGUGGCCCGGAUGGGGGGUGCAAGGAGGGGCUGAGGCUGGUCUGAUCCAGAGCCCCAUCUGCCCACUAGCUCUUCAGGGCCUGGGGCCAGACGGCAGAUGGUGGCAGGGGGUGGAAGCCACCAUCGGGGCUCCUCCGAGGCCUCCCGUGGAUGAGACUCAGCUGGGGUCACCCCCCCAUCCUCUGCUCCCAGCAGCCACAUCGGAGCCUCCCCCACCCAAAUGGGCUGGUGGAACAGUGGGGGGAAGCCGAGCAGCUGGUGCAGUCGGCGGGGGGAAGGGAGGGCCGCAGACAGAGGUGUCCUGGGAACUGUAGUGCCUGCCUGAGUGUCAGCCCCGCGGCCUGGACCCCGCUUCCAGGGUGUCCCUGGGUCACAACGGUCCUGCUCUGGCCUUGGGUCCGGCCAGGUCCAACCCCAGACGUCCAUGCUGGGCUCGCUGGCUGCAUCCCACCUGGCGCACAGUAGGAGAGCUCCAGGUCUCGGCGCGGAAGAUGGCCGGUGGCGUGGACGGCCCCAUCGGGAUCCCGUUCCCCGACCACAGCAGUGACAUCCUAAGUGGACUCAACGAGCAGAGGACGCAGGGCCUGCUGUGCGACGUGGUGAUCCUGGUGGAGGGCCGCGAGUUCCCCACACACCGCUCGGUGCUGGCAGCCUGCAGCCAGUACUUCAAGAAGCUGUUCACGUCGGGCGCCGUGGUGGACCAGCAGAACGUGUAUGAGAUUGACUUCGUCAGCGCCGAGGCGCUCACAGCCCUCAUGGACUUCGCCUACACGGCCACUCUCACCGUCAGCACGGCCAAUGUGGGUGACAUCCUCAGUGCUGCCCGCCUGCUCGAGAUACCCGCCGUGAGCCACGUCUGCGCCGACCUCCUUGACCGGCAGAUCCUGGCGGCUGACGCGGGUGCCGACGCUGGACAGCUGGACCUCGUAGAUCAAAUUGAUCAGCGCAAUCUCCUCCGCGCCAAGGAGUACCUUGAGUUCUUCCAGAGCAACCCCAUGAACAGCCUGCCCCCCGCGGCCGCCGCCGCCGCUGCCACCUUCCCCUGGUCCGCCUUCGGCGCAUCCGACGAUGACCUGGAUGCCACCAAGGAAGCCGUGGCCGCUGCCGUGGCUGCUGUGGCUGCCGGUGACUGCAAUGGCUUGGACUUCUACGGGCCAGGCCCCCCGGCCGAGCGGCCUCCCGCCGGGGAUGGUGACGAGGGCGACAGCAACCCCGGUCUGUGGCCAGAGAGGGAUGAGGACACUCCUGCCGGGGGCCUCUUCCCGCCCCCUGUGGCCCCUCCAGCCACUGCCACGCAGAACGGCCACUACGGCCGGGGCGGGGAAGAGGAGGCGGCCUCGCUGUCAGAGGCGGCCCCUGAGCCCGGCGACUCUCCAGGCUUCCUCUCGGGCCCAGCUGAGGGUGAGGAUGGGGACGGUGCCGACGCGGACGGGCUGGCGGCCAGCACGCUGCUCCAGCAGAUGAUAUCGUCGGUGGGCCGGGCGGGGGCGGCUGCGGCGGGGGACAGUGAUGACGAGUCACGGGCGGAUGACAAGGGCGUGGUGGACUACUACCUGAAGUACUUCAGCAGCGCCCACGAUGGUGACGUCUACCCGGCCUGGUCGCAGAAGGUGGAGAAGAAGAUCCGGGCCAAGGCCUUCCAGAAGUGCCCUAUCUGUGAGAAGGUCAUCCAGGGCGCUGGCAAGCUGCCCAGGCACAUCCGGACCCACACGGGGGAGAAACCCUAUGAGUGCAACAUCUGCAAGGUCCGCUUCACCAGGCAGGACAAGCUGAAGGUGCACAUGCGGAAGCACACGGGCGAGAAGCCGUACCUGUGCCAGCAGUGCGGGGCGGCCUUUGCGCACAACUACGACCUGAAGAACCACAUGCGCGUGCACACGGGCCUGCGCCCCUACCAGUGCGACAGCUGCUGCAAGACCUUCGUCCGCUCCGACCACCUGCACAGACACCUCAAGAAGGACGGCUGCAACGGCGUCCCCUCGCGCCGCGGCCGCAAGCCCCGCGCGCGGGGUGCGGCGCUCGGGGGACCCGACCCGGCCCCCGGGAACCCCGCGCCCCCCGGCGCCGCCGCCCCGUCUGGCUCCCCCGACGCCCGGCGCAACGGCCCCGAGCAGCACUUUAAGGACGAGGAUGAGGACGAGGAGGCGGGCAGCCCCGACGGCCCGGGCGCCGUGCAUGCGGCGGGCGCCGGCGGGGCGGGGGGUGGCCCCGGGAGCGCCGCCGACGGCAGCUUCGCGGCCGGACUCGCCUGAAAACCAAAAAGGAACCAGAAACCAGAGAGACAGAGAGAGAGAAAAUCACCCGCCACCCCCCGAAACAAAAAAAGAAAAUCUAUCUAUAUACAGAUAUCUAUAUCUAUAUAUAUAUAUACAGAUAUAUAUAUAUAUAUAUGAGGCGUCACAGAAUCUAGGGUAGUGCUUUUCUCAGAUUUUUCUCCUCCGUGAUGUUCUCUCCCUCCACGGGGACCCACGCCCCCUCCGGCUCCCCGCCCGCCCGCCCCGUCGAUGGGUUUCGGGGCUUGGUUUGGGCCUUUUGUGGGACACAAGGAUUCUGAGACCCCCUGCCCCCGGGCGCCCCCAGGCACGGGGUUUGGGGUCCCGGCCAGGGCCCCGGGGGGCUGCAGUGGGCUUCUAUUUUCCUCCCCUCGCUGGUUUCUAUGCGUCUUUGAGACAAGACCUUAAAUGAUUUCUGUCCGCUGUGAGUGGACGUUAAAUCGACCCCCGCCCCACCCCCACCCUCCUUCCUCAGGGCACUUACUAAGUGGGGGUCCCCCCCGUAUCUCCUGAUGGCCUCCUCCCGACCCCCCAAACCUGCCUGUUCCUGCCUGCGGCCCUCUGUGUCUCCUGGCCUCUGUGACACAAAUCUAUUUAUUUCCAGGCGUGGCGAAAGGGGAGAAGACCGGGGGGUGGGGGUGGGGGGGGACAGGUGGGGCGCCCUGGCGCCCCAGCCCCACCCCCGUCUGUGGUCCCCGACACAGGCCACCCAGACAGCCCCCCCACGUCCCCAACGAGACGUUUGGAGAUUGAAAACUUUGUCUUCACCCUCUCUCCUCUCCCCCGAGCCCCCUCCCCAUUUUUUAAAGCACUUUUUAGAUUUUUUUGCCCUCUUUUCCUCCUUAAAAACAAAAUUUAUAUAUAGAUAUAUAUAUAAAUAUAUAUAAAAUAUACUUUUCCUCAGAGGAGCAGGCAGAGGGUGGGGCGGAAGAGCUGAGAGCAGAGGGGGCCCGAGGUCUCACCGUGGCAGGGAAGAGGGCAGACAGAGUCCACAAGUUCCAAUAUCACAAAAGCAAUAAAACCAAGAUUUUACAAAAUGAAAGGAAAGAAAAAGACAAAAAAACAAACAAACAAAAAAAAUAACCACCAAUAGAAGUCUUGGCACUUUGUAACAGAACGGGUACUACACUUUAUCUUAAUUCUUAAUUUAAAAACAUGUUUACAAGUUGCAACCAACUUCUAUGAAAAGUCGAAAAGACAAAAAAAAGUAACGUGAGCGAGAGCAAGAGAGCUAAAAAGAAAAGUCCUAAAAGUCGAUUUAUUUUUGUACAAAAUAAUAAAAAAAAAAACCCACCGCAGACGUAGAAUCCACUUCUGUUCCCCGAGGUGAGAGGGGUCAGAAGGCAUCGGGCAGGGUCUUCUGAGGUCUUAUUCGUGCUUCACCCUAGGGGCUCGCCCCGCAGGCAGGACUGGGGGGUUUGUGUUUCUGCCGUGUCCCUACCCCCACAUUCUGUCCUCCUCCCUUUUUUUUGGUUCUGAUUCGGAGAUGUCUCAUCAACCGCUGGCCGUACCAUGGCCACCCGUGUCCGUGGGGACCCUCCAGCUCAGGGAUGGGCCCGAGAGAGGGCUGGCUGGCCUUCCCCCCAGCCGGAGCAAUCCAGACCGUACCCCUGCCCCGUCCUCGCUGUCCCCUGCUCAUGCCCCGUGCCCACUCCCGGGCUCCCCGUCCUUCAGCAUGAAGCCCUUGUGGCCACCAAGGAGCUGCAUCUUGGACAUGCCAUCCCCAUUGAGGUGGGUGAUGGGGUGGCCCCACCUCCAGGGCCUUACAUCCCCCCAGGCACCCCUCUUUUUACUCAAAGGCACUGACUGUAAUUUGGGGGCUGGCACCUGCCUCCCCCCCAGCCUCUGGCUUCCCAAAGGCCCGGUGUUGACCGAGCCACAGGCCACGGACAAGGGGCCAGGGCUGGGGAGACCAUGUAGCCAGAGGCCAGGGCUCCCUCCCACCGACCCCCUCUCUCGCAUAUGCAAUGCCUAGCGUGGGACCCUGUAAAUAGAUGCUCUGUCAAGCUGAGACCCAUCUCUUCAUCAAAGCCUGAGGUGUGGGGGUGCCCCUGCUCCCCAUCCUCCAGCUGCUGGCCUGUCUCCCCAGUAUCCCUUUGCUCUGUGAUAAACCCCAUGUUAUUUUUCUUUUUUUAAAGGGAAGCUUUUUAAAAAGGCAACUUUCAUCAUUGUUUCUACAGAAUAGUUUUAUUUUCACCCCUCCCACCCAACUCUCCCGAGCCCAUCAGCCCCCCAAAUGUCUCAGGACCCCCCCUCCUGAGGGGGGUGGUAGGGGAGCCCAGGGCCGGGUGGCCUCGUUCACACCCCAGCAUCACUGGGUGAGCUCUGUUGGAGAACCAUCUUUGGAGACUGAGCAGAGAGCUCAAGCACCCAGGCCAGGGACCCUCCACCCCACCCCAGCUCCCAGAGAGGUUCCUUGAGGGGAAAGCCCUUCCCCCCUACCCACAAACCCCCUUGCAAUAAAACCAACUGAAAAAUCACAGCUGUCGUCCUGGCCAGUGGGGGCGACUAGACUUGGGGGAUCUGGGACUAUGGCGGGGGUAAGGGCUGAACCCUGCCGAGCACAUGUAACACAAACUUCCUCGGGAAUUGCACUAAACCCCUGCCCCUAGCUCUGCGCUCAGCUUCGGACAGCCCUGCCCACCCACUCCGCCUUAACCCCUCUCCUGCUGCCCAUCAGCCCAUCCCAGGGGCUGCAGCGUCUGCAUGGGCCCAGAGCUGGGACCCCCGCCUGCCCAGUCCAGCCCCUCCCCCAACUCCGCGCAAUCACAUACUGUAUAUAGACGUGGAUCGAUUUUAUUUUUAUUCUUUAAAUUAAGGUCGUGAUAAAGUGUUGCCAAAGAUACUGCUGAAUUCUCGCGUUUCAGGAAACAAACAAACAAACAAAAUAAUUGAGGGGGAACAUGCUGACUUGGUCAGAAACGACACAGCAAAAAAGUUUGUUUGGUUGUUUGGGUUUUUUUUUUGCGUUUUCUUCUUUUGGGGGUGUUUUUUUUUUAACUGCCUGGUACAAAAAAAAAAAAAGGAAAACAAGCGAAAUUGUUAUUUCCAUCAUCUUGGUGAAGUUGUGUGGAUGUGUGUGUGUGCGUGUGUGCGAGAGUGAGGUCCAGGCCAGGGGCGCUUCAGGUGAGGGCUCCUGGGGGCGCUCCGGGCAGGGGUGGUGGGCUUGGCAGGAUGCGGGGGUGCUGGGGUGCUGGAGCCCUCACUGGGAGCAGUUGCUAGCUUGUGGGACCUGGGAGAGAGAUUUAAUACCCUUGCUACUGCUCCCUGCCUAGCCCCCUGCCCUGACCCUCACCCUGACCCUGCCUUUUGAGAUUAAGAGAAAAAAAAAAAUUAAAAAAAAAAAUAAUUUAAAAACCAGUGAAUGUAAAGUGCCGGACCAGGCCCAGCCUGGCACGGGUGUGGGUCUGUGCCCAGCUGGGCUCCAGCAGGCCAUACCAAAGUCUGCCCCCUCUGGCGGCUCGCCCAGGAGACCCCGUGUGGCCACCUUGUUUUGUCACCCUGUUUGUGUUUGGCUGUCCUUUGCUUCCUUCCGGGGGGUGGGAGGGUCUCAGGUGGAAGGGGAGGGCCCCCCCAGCCCCUUCCAGAGUUCUGGGCACUGGUCACGGCAGGAGCGGCCACGCUGCGCGUGGAGGGAUGCAGGCAGGGGCCAGGGUCCCCCCAGGACCAAGGCAGUCCAGGCAACCAGAAUGGUAGGGGGCGAGACGGGUGAAAGGAAAAGCAGGAAAAAAAAAUUAAAACCCACAAAAAAAAGUAAAAAUGCUAUUUUUUGAGAAAGAAAGAUAUUUAUAUUUGCAGUUUUAUUUUAAAAAGUUAUUUAAGCUGAGGAAGCAGCCUUCCUGGAGGGGGUGGUGUUGACUGGUGCAGGACGGGUCAGGGCCUGGGGGCUUGGGCACCCCAGGAGCCGUAACCAUAAAACUAGCUCGCACUAAAUACAUAGAUUUACAUGGGGGGUGGGGGCUGCAGAGACCCCAAUCCCGUGGGCAGGGCUGCCUGGAGGCUGCGGCCAGGGGUCCCGAUGCCCAGGUUUCCCCCUGCCCCGCCCAAGCCCAGACAUGAGGUGCCUUGGACUUUGUGGGGGCCAGGCCUGGAGAAUGGGGGAGCAGGGGCAUUGCCUGGGGGGGCACAGAGCACAGAGCAGACAUUCCAUAGACUGUAUUUGAGAGUCUUUAUAAAGUGUGGGAGAUUAAAAAAAAACAAAACGAUAAAAAUGCACUUUUUGGGGGUGGGGGGGAGCUUUAAAAGUAAUUAAAAAAAA
Molecule: messenger RNA, 7500 nt
Organism: Manis javanica (Malayan pangolin)
Lineage: Eukaryota; Metazoa; Chordata; Mammalia; Pholidota; Manidae
Gene: ZBTB7A
Product: zinc finger and BTB domain containing 7A
Biological process (GO): regulation of transcription by RNA polymerase II
Molecular function (GO): DNA-binding transcription factor activity, RNA polymerase II-specific; protein binding; RNA polymerase II cis-regulatory region sequence-specific DNA binding
Source: RefSeq, a predicted model, not a curated record